GUGGCGCAUCAAGCUGGAAUUCUCGUAGUAAAAAAUAAAUAAAUUAGUGCGGUAAGAUCGCAAUGGUCGCGAUCAUAUUUCGACGAACUAUUUCGAUGAUGGCCGUGUCGCAUUUAGUUUUUUUCCUUCUAUGUCUGAUUGCAACAACGGUGAAGGCGCAAGAUAAUGGACACUGUAUUUGGUAUGGAGAAUGUAAUCUUGAUGAUUAUCAACGAAAGCAAAAUUGUCCAAAUACAGGUCCAGCUCAAUUAUUGGACACAGAGGGACAAAAACUUCUACAAAAACACUGUCCACACAUGAUUCAAAAUUCUGAAAUAAAAACGUGUUGUGACACAAAUCAAUUGAGAACACUAGAUCAAAAUAUUAAUCUAGCAGCAAAUUUUCUCAACAGAUGUCCCAGUUGCCUUGAUAAUUUAGUGAAACAUUUUUGUGAAUUCACUUGCAGUCCACAACAAUCGACGUUUAUCAACGUUACGGAAAUAUUAAAAAACGAUAAAAAUAUUUCCUACAUAAAUGGAAUAGAAGUUUAUAUAACAAACAAAUACAUUAAUGGCACGUUCAACUCAUGUAAUAAAGUCUCUGUGCCAAGCACCGGACAAUUAGCAUUGGAUAUAAUGUGUGGAGAUUGGGGGGCAAGUAGAUGUAGCGCAAAAAGAUGGUUCGAUUAUUUGGGCGAUGCAUCAAAUAUUUAUGUGCCUUUUCAAAUCACUUACAAAACAGUGGAUCACAAUGAAGAUGGUUUUGAACCAAUGGAUCCAAAAGUAACACCAUGCAGUCAACCUUUGGAUUCAAAAUCGCCAGCGUGCAGUUGCGUGGAUUGUGAGGCAAGUUGUCCCGUGCCACCUCCGCCCCCACCUUUACCAAAGCCAUUCGCUAUAGCCGGUUUCGAUGGCUAUGGAGUAAUUAUGAUAAUUAUUUUCAUUUGCGGAUCAACCCUUUUUCUACUCUCGAUCAUCUGCUUUAGCAACAGGAAGCAAAUUGUUGCACGAGGGGAAGAGGUAGGAAGGCAAGUGGGUAGACGACUAGCCGCUGGGCUUCAUCAUCCUGGAGAUAGUGCUCGUAUUGCUCUUGCAGCUGAUCAAGAAGACAGUCCACUACAAUCAAAACGUUCCAGUGUCAUAUCGGCUGACGAUUUGCCAAGUACAUUUGAAGAUGAGCAAUCAACUUUCUUGGAACGUCUUGGUGCUGGAACUGACAAAUUCCUACAAGAAUUUUUCUGCUCUUGGGGCACCGCUUGUGCGUCACGUCCCUGGUUGGUUCUUUUUAUGGGAUUCAUCUUGAUCGUGACCUUGGGUCAUGGAAUAAAAUACAUAAUUGUGACAACCGAUCCAGUCGAAUUGUGGGCAUCACCAACAUCAAGGUCACGUGUUGAAAGAGAAUUUUUCGACAGUCAUUUUGAGCCAUUUUAUAGAACCGAGCAAAUUAUCAUCACAUCGAUAGGACUACCGCCGAUCGUGCAUAAUACAUCAAAUGGUCCCAUUACCUAUGGUGCUGUAUUCCAUGCAGAUUUUUUGAAAAAAGUUUUCGAAUUACAAGAAGGAAUAAAACAGAUUGUUAUUUCUGAUAAUCGAACAUUGGCUGAUAUUUGUUUUGCUCCAUUGACAAGUCCUUAUUCGGGUCCAACAACUGUUUCUCAAUGUACUAUUCAAAGUAUCUGGGGAUAUUAUCAAGAUGAUAUGGAUACUUUUGAUGGAACGUCUGAGGAUAAAAAUGGUUUUGUUGUUAAUUAUUUGGAUCACUUUCAGGAAUGCACGCAGAAUCCGUAUAAUUUAAAUUGUUUGGCACCUUAUGGUGGACCAGUGGAACCGGCAAUUGCAGUCGGUGGUUUUGUAAACAGGGGAGAAAAUCUUCUUGAUCCUCCAUAUGAGAAAGCAACAGCGAUUAUUUUAACAUUCCUUGUUAAUAAUUAUCAUAAUAAAACUAAACUUCAAGCUGCCAUGGAGUGGGAAGAGAAGUACAUCAGCUUUAUGAAAAAUUGGACAGAAACAAUAAAACCAGCCUAUAUGGAUAUUGCAUUUACUUCUGAGCGUUCGAUUGAAGAUGAAUUAAAUCGAGAAUCUCAGUCAGAUAUUUUGACGAUUUUAGUUUCUUAUCUCAUCAUGUUUGCCUACAUUGCUGUAUCCUUGGGACAAAUACGAAAUUGUAGUCAUCUUUUAUACGAUUCGAAAAUCACGCUCGGCUUGGGAGGUGUUUUAAUUGUUUUGGCAUCGGUGAUAUGUUCAGUUGGAAUUUUUGGAUUUAUCGGAGUGCCAGCGACUUUGAUAAUUAUUGAAGUGAUUCCAUUUUUGGUGUUGGCAGUUGGCGUUGAUAAUAUAUUCAUUCUAGUGCAAACAAAUCAAAGGGAAGGAAGAAGGCCAAAUGAAUCAAUACCUGAACAUAUUGGUCGUACUCUUGGACAAGUUGGGCCCAGUAUGUUAUUAACAAGUAUCUCCGAAAGUUGUUGCUUCUUCCUGGGAAGCCUCUCCGAUAUGCCGGCUGUUAAAGCGUUUGCUCUUUAUGCCGGUAUGGCACUUUUAGUCGAUUUUCUACUUCAAAUAACUUGCUUUGUGAGUCUUUUGACUUUGGACACGUAUCGUCAAACUAAUAAUAGACUAGACGUUUGUUGUUUUAUUCGCGGGUCGAAGAAAGACAGUGGUGAAGAAGUGGUCGAUGGUCUUUUGUAUAAAAUUUUCAAAGUCGCUUACGUUCCGCUUUUAAUGAAAAAAUGGGUGCGAGCUGGUGUGAUGAUUGUUUUCUUCGGAUGGUUAUGUACAAGUAUUGCAAUGGUUCCACACAUUGAAAUUGGAUUAGAUCAGGAACUUUCGAUGCCAGAAGACAGUUUUGUACUUAAAUACUUCAAGUAUCUCAACAACUAUUUGUCUAUCGGGCCACCAAUGUACUUUGUGGUGAAAGGGGGUUUAAAUUAUUCGGACACAAAAACGCAAAAUUUGAUAUGUAGCGGUCAAUAUUGUAAUUCCGAUUCAGUUACAACGCAAAUAUUUACAGCAUCCCAACAGCCAAAUACGAGUUAUAUAGCGAAACCCGCCUCUUCAUGGUUAGAUGAUUAUUUCGAUUGGUCAAUUUUACCAUCGUGUUGUAAAAUGACAAUUUCAAAUGAUUCCUUCUGCCCACAUAAUAGUUACUCGCCAAAUUGUAAAUCUUGCAAUAUCUCAGUGAAUAAGUACAAUCGACCGACAACGGACGAAUUUGAAAAGUACAUUUCAUUCUUUAUACAAGAUAAUCCUGAUGCUUCUUGUGCAAAAGGUGGACACGCGGCUUAUGGGCAUGCAGUGAAUUAUUAUACAAAUCUAAAAACGCAUCAUUCAAAUGUUGGUGCCUCGUACUUUAUGGCCUAUCAUUCGAUUUUAAAAACAUCGUCCGAUUAUUAUGAAUCAAUGAGAGCGGCCCGUGAAAUAUCGGCGAACAUUACAAAUAUGAUUAAUAAUAAUCUUGAAAAAUGGAAUAAAACAACGAGAGUUGAAGUUUUUCCAUACAGUGUUUUCUAUGUGUUUUAUGAACAAUAUUUAACAAUGUGGCCUGAUACUAUCAAAAGUAUUGGUAUUUCUUUAUUAGCAAUUUUCAUUGUCACAUUUUUAUUAAUGGGUCUUGAUAUAUUUUCGUCAAUUGUUGUUAUUGUGACAAUUACGAUGAUUGUUGUUAAUAUUGGAGGUCUAAUGUACUGGUGGUACAUCACGCUUAACGCUGUGUCAUUAGUUAAUUUAGUUAUGGCAGUGGGCAUAGCCGUAGAAUUUUGUAGUCAUUUAGUGCAUUCCUUCUCUGUGUCAGUGAAAGCAACUCGGGUUGAUAGAGUUGCUGAUGCUUUAACGAACAUGGGAAGCUCAGUAUUCAGUGGGAUUACACUAACGAAAUUUGGUGGAAUUAUUGUUUUAGGUUUUGCAAAAAGUCAAAUUUUCAAGGUAUUCUACUUUAGAAUGUAUUUAGGAAUUGUACUCUUUGGAGCAGCGCAUGGACUUAUAUUUCUGCCUGUCCUUCUCAGUUAUAUUGGCUCGCCGAUGAAUCGGGAGAAGCUGGUCAAUCAUAAGAAAGCCACGAGAGGAAAUCUGGACAGCAUACAAGAAACUUCCAUGAAUCAACGUAUGUGAUGCCCUGCCGAAGAUAUAGAAGAUUCGAGCAGUUCAAUAGAAUACGAGGAGAGACAAGUCAGAAUGAACAGGCUACAAGCUCUGUUUCACCACUUCUUCGAAAUAAUCCACUUCAGGGUACCGCCUCCUACGCAAGUGUAAAUGACUCGGACAGAAUAGAAUCUUUCUAGCUUUAAGAAUUUAAGUCACUCUUAUAAGGGAACAAAAGAUGUAGGUAAUAGUCAAUAUGUACCAUUUGAAGUAGAGUAUUUGAUUAUCAAUAAUUAUUUAAUUCACUCGAUUCAAUUUUUAAAUUAAAAUUUACGCUUUUUUCCAAAAAAAAAAAGAAAAUAUUCGCGAAUAUUUUAAAAUCAUUUUUGAAAUGUUAAUGAAUUCAUUAAAAAUUAAUAUCAAAUGUUAAUUAAUUUCUAGUCUCCUAGAAAAUUUAAAAAAUGAAUUUAUUGUUAUUUCUAAAAAUUUUAACAUUUAAAUUACUAAUAUAUUUAUAAAAAAAAGGGAUUGAAACAAUUUCUACACUUAAAUUAUGGAAAGAAAAUAAAUUUACAAAAAUUGAAGAAAAUAUUAGUAAAUUUUAGAAAGAUUAAAUGAAAUCUUUAAGUUUAAAAUCAUUAAAAAAAAUACUAGAUGAAUUUUGUAAAUAUUAGCAAAAUUAAACCAAAAAAAAAAAAAAAUAUUUAAAUUUGUUGUGAAUAGAGUGUUAUGUGAUUGGAAAUUUAUACAUAUACAAUUAAUUACACUAAUUAAUUAAACGUAUAUGUAUAUAUAAAAUAGGAAUUGUCUUUAAGUUUAUUUAAAUAUUAUAUAGGAUUGUUUUGAUUCUUGGAAAGUAUUUUUAAAAAAAAAGAAAUUAUUUAAUCGAAAAAUUAUUCUCUACUUCAAAAGUUGCUAAUGACUGGAAGUAAAUAAAAUGAAAAGUAUUAUGAAGUCGAGCUCUCGAGACAAAAAUGUCCGGUGUACGCCUUGUAGAAAAGAUUAUAAUGUAAUUUUACAGGAUAAGAUUAUUUAUUGUUUAGGUUGUUUUGUAAAAUUAAGGACGUCAAAUGGUUAUCGGAAUUCGAUUCGUAUAAAAGUUCUGAUAUAGCCUUUUAUCAUGACGGUUUUGUAUCCUCAGAAAUUCAAACAAUCCGUCGUAUAAUAAUUAUAAUAGUCAUAUAUAUAUAUAUAUAUAUAUAUAUAUAUAUAUAUAUAUAUAUAUAUAUAUAUAUAUAUAUAUAUAUAUAUAAAAUUAAGAAUCAAGAAACGUCGAACGCUUCUGUAAAUAUCAAAGUUCCUUGAUUUAUGUCUUUUCUUAUUUUGUUUUAUUUUGAAAAAAAAGAGAAAUAUUUAAGAAAAAAAAAUAUCUACAUUUCAAACAUCAUAAAAUAAUCACUUAACUUUCAUUUAAAUUUUAAGAUUGUGCCUUUUGUACCUAAGAAACUUAUUUUACUACAUACUGACCAUGAAUGUAACGGCGUUUUGACGUUUCGAACAGUACGAAUUAUUAUCUAAACUUAAGACAAACAUUUUGACCGUAUAAAUUAAAUAUCUUUAAUUUGAAAAGUAAACGAGCGAGUUCCUAAUUUUUAAAAAAUAACUAAGUGGCAUACGGUCAAUAUCGUUGUUUAAAAAAAAAAAAAGAAAAUGUAGAUUGUUUUCGUUAAGCGAAAAUAGAUUUUUUUAUACGUUUAUUUAUUUUGCAAAAAUAAAAAAAAGAAAAUCUUUCAUCAAUUUUACGCGAGUCUUUCCAAACAUUGAAAAUUUGUUUUUUUUUCGUUAAUUGCGUAAUUAAUUAAUUAAAUUUGUAAUUUAUUAUUUAAUUUCGUAAAUAUAAAGAAAAAUCGAUUUUCAUAAAAAAAAAAUUUUAUAUACAGUACAAGAAAUCCAUUUCAUUCAAGCAUUCAUUUAAAUAAUCAUAUUAAACAAAACAAAAAAAACGGACUGCCGUGUGCGUGUUUUCUCGAAUGAAAUGUUAAAAUAAUUGAAAUAGUUUUUUAUGAAAUACAACAAAAAAAAAAAAAGUACUUUUGUAUGUUAAAAGCAGUCAAUGUUCAACGAGCCUAUGUUAUUUUAAGUAAAAAUGCGCUAUAUAAUUAUAGCUUUAAAUAUCGUGAAAUUGUAGUUGAGAAUUUGUGGGUGAUUUAAUUAUUAUAAUUGGUGUUAAUAAAAAAUGAACGAUUGUCUUUUUUAAAAAAUAA
Molecule: messenger RNA, 6256 nt
Organism: Leptopilina boulardi
Lineage: Eukaryota; Metazoa; Arthropoda; Insecta; Hymenoptera; Figitidae
Gene: Npc1a
Product: NPC intracellular cholesterol transporter 1
Exons: 20
Coding region: 63-4082 (1339 amino acids)
Cellular component (GO): membrane
Molecular function (GO): lipid carrier activity
Source: RefSeq, a predicted model, not a curated record